This is a messenger RNA of Alosa alosa (allis shad), 4310 nucleotides long. It is a transcript of the gene cdyl, whose product is annotated as chromodomain protein, Y-like. The record is from RefSeq and is a predicted model, not a curated record. Lineage: Eukaryota; Metazoa; Chordata; Actinopteri; Clupeiformes; Clupeidae. Bases 288 to 2108 code for a protein of 606 amino acids. Gene Ontology annotation, cellular component: nucleus. The transcript has 7 exons. Gene Ontology annotation, molecular function: transcription corepressor activity.
UGGCAUUGGCAGAAACUGAGUGCCUUCACCGAAAGUAGAGUAAGGUCUGACGUUAGUUGAGAGUCUGAUGAUUGUCCUUGUGUUAUUAGUUGCGUAAACACUGAAAAUAGAAAGCUAGUGUCAAAUAAUAAACCUCGUAAAGACAGAGAUCGCGUGGUUGAGUGUGAAGCCCAUCUCCGUGAUCGGGGAGGGAGGAGGAGAGGCCAAAGAAGACAACUGCAACUGAAGGAAAAAAAAGUGUCUUCAGUUCCUACCGGAUUAGCUGAACGUCGACAAAUUAUCUGUUUAUGAUGGCCUCGGAAGAGCUCUACGAGGUCGAGAAGAUAGUAGACAAGCGGAAGAACAAGAAGGGCAAGAUGGAGUACCUGGUCCGCUGGCGAGGCUAUGGCUACGAGGGGGACACGUGGGAGCCAGAGACGCACCUGGCUAACUGCAUGGAGUUCAUCCACGAGUUCAACCGGCAGAUGAGCGAGAGGCAGCGGGACGGCUCUCUCAUCCGGUCCACACGCAGCUCGCCCCACAUCAGCUUCAAACAUUCGUCCUCCGGUGGCAGCAACAACGCACGCAAGCAGAUCUCACGACCUCCUCCCCACAGCCCCAGCGUCAGCCAGCCUCUGGUGAAGACUGUUAGCUCGCCCACUUCUUCAGUGCUAACCAUUAGCCCCACAAAGCAGCAUCAGCAGCAACAGCACUUGCCCGAUUUGAAGGACUCAUUUGGCAUGCAGCAGUACCAACAACGACCACAACAACAACAGCAGCAGCAGCAGAUGUCAAACCAAAAGUAUAGACGAUCAGGCGCUGUCACCGAUGGUGUUGCCAGCUCAGGUUUGACUGUAUUGCCAGCUGUUAAUACUGUACGCCGGAGCAUGGACCUCGCCAAGUCCGGCAUCAAAAUCCUUGUGCCUAAAAGUCCCAUGAACAGUCGGACUGACUCGGAGGAGUCGCCCAGCGAGGCCGCCCAGGGCCUCGAGCAGGGCGGGCAGGAGCCGGACUCGGUGCCUCCUGAGGUGGCGCUGCUGGAAAAGCCAGUGGGCAUCCUGCUGGGGCCUGGAGAGGAGAGGGCACGGAUGGGCACACGGCCUCGCACACAGACCACUCUAGCCUCUCCACAACUCCCCAUCACGCCUGCAGCUAUGCGCAUUCUCAACGGAAAAGGUACUUCCACCUUCACGGAGACGUCGGCAGCUAAUGGGACAGCUAGCUUGCAGACUGCGGUUACUGGAGUAACUAGUGCCUCUGGAGUGAGUGGGAAGCGGCGCUUUGAAGAGCGCACAGCUGCCUUUGACAAACGUUUACGGUUCAGCGUGCGUCAGACAGAGAGUGCCUACCGGUAUCGGGACAUCGUGGUGAAGAAACAGGAUGGCUUUACACACAUUCUGUUCUCUACAAAAUCUUCAGAGAACAACUCCCUGAACCCAGAUGUGAUGAAGGAAGUACAAAGUGCCAUGGCCACUGCAGCCGCUGAUGACAGUAAGCUGGUGCUGCUUAGCGCUGUGGGAAGUGUUUUCUGCUGCGGCCUGGACUUCCUGUAUUUCAUACGCCGCCUCACUGACGAUAGGAAGAAGGAGAGCAUAAAAAUGGCUGAAACAAUUAGGACAUUUGUGAACACAUUUAUCCAGUUUAAGAAGCCCAUUGUAGUUGCUGUGAAUGGGCCUGCCAUAGGGCUUGGUGCCUCGAUAUUGCCCUUGUGUGAUGUCAUCUGGGCCAAUGAAAAAGCCUGGUUCCAAACGCCCUAUGCCACCAUUGGCCAGACGCCUGAUGCCUGCUCAUCUAUCACCUUCCCUCGCAUCAUGGGUGUCGCCUCGGCCAAUGAGAUGCUGCUGAGUGGGAGGAAGCUGACCGCUCAAGAGGCUUGCGCCAAGGGCCUCGUGUCACAAGUACUAUGGCCAGGCACUUUCAUGCAGGAGGUCAUGGUGCGCAUUAGGGAGCUAGUCUCUUGUAAUUCCAUUGUUCUGCGGGAGUCCAAAGCACUGGUGCGGAACUCCAACCGGACCACCUUGGAGCAGGCCAACGAGCGGGAGUGCGAGGCGCUAAAGAGGGUCUGGGGCUCGGCCCAGGGCAUGGACUCCAUAUUAACAUACCUGCAGAAUAAAACAGAUGAAUUCUAAACUGGGCAAAGAAGAGGAACAGACAGACCCUCUGCAGCUUCAAGCCCUCUUCUGACUAAGAAGUCCAUCCUCAAAAGUGCCUAGAGGGAACGAUUUUUUUUUUUUUUUUACGGGACACAAUCCUCUAAUCUCCAGUAUGAGUUUGAUCGUCAUCCAUCUGAAGAAAAAGAUGAACUUGUUUGAAUCCGCCCCUGGUAGUUUCUCUUAAAGUGGUUAACAAUUUCUGACUCUGUGGAUGGAAAAGAUUUUUGUAAGGCUGUAGUGAUCUCUCAGGUCGUUUGGUGUACAUGCUUAUUUGGGCCUAUCUAUGCUUGGAGUUGGUGGUCAGUCAAGGUAACGUUUUACUUUAACCAACCACAUAGAAUAUACUCAGUGUGCACAGCUUAGGCAUUUGUGGAACAUGGUGAAAUGGGGAGGUUGCCUAGGCUAUUGAUGGAGUUGAGAACAACACAGUGGGUGUGUAACAGGUAAAGUGGACAUACAACAGAAGGCUUUCCACUAUGGGACUGUAACAGAGGUUUCAUGUUGGCCUUGAGGUAGUCACAGGGAAUACCUUACCUCAGAGCUGUACACACAUGACUUUUUUACUGACUGGCUCUCCUAAGAUCAUCACGGUGGGACCUGAAGCACCAUAUAAGAUGGGCUCACACUUCACAGAUAAGGUAUUAUGUAAUUGUACCUUGUAGACCUUGCUGUUUGUCUUAUUUGUGUAGUAAUACAGUGGAAUUGCCAAAGCUAAAGUCGCCACUGACAAAUGCUUUGGGUCAUUUUUAUCACCAAAAAUGUUUGAGGUUACUAUCAAUGCUAUUGCCUAAGUUAAGUGUAGUCAUUUUUUAUUUAAUGCUAAGUUAAAGAAAUAUGAUGUGAGUCUGUCAGGAAAAGUGACUGCAUUUUUGAGUGUGCGUGUCUAUAUGUGUGGAGGGCCUGUGGAGAUCCAAAGUGUUGCCUUGUACAUCCCCGUUCGUGAAGGCCCAUCCUGAUGUGAACUUGAUCAAAUUUGCACUUUGACUCAAAAUGGAAUUUGGGUUGUCUUUUCCUCUGUGGUUAGAGGGAGGAGUAUGUCAAAGCACAGCAGUUGUGUUGGUCCUUAGUACCACAAGUGGACAGUCUGUCUGCCACACAAAUUUUAAAAAAUCAACAAAACAUAAUCCAUAACCUUCCAUCUUCCUUGGUGAAACCUCCAAUGCUUCCUUGCUGACUUGGCACUGUGCACUGCUACCCAGCUGUUGGUGGUGUCUAAAGUGCUGGUCAAACGUGUGUUUUUUUUUUUUGUUAAUUAUGCUUCUUUGUAAAUAUUGUAUUGCCAUUGUGUUUUGUUAAUACAACCUCCUCCAUGUCACAGGCCAUUUUCCCCAUUAUCCUCACAGGCUAGAGUAAUCAACGGCUGGAAUAAAUACCCACUUAGCUAACUUCACCCUGAAAUCUUUUAUGGAAAAAAAAACUACUGUUUUCUUGUAGUGAUGAAAUAAUUAUUAUUUAUGCAGUGCUAAGUAUUUAAAUAUUUAAAACUGAUUGAACAUAUAGAUCUGUCUGUAUUAUUAAAAAGUUGAAAAAAUAAUUAUCUACCACCCUAAGUUUGAUUUAUGUACUUUUACACUUAACUUUAGGGUAAAUCUUUUAUAUAUUUGUCUUUUUAUUUAACAUCCUGAUGUGGUUCCCGCAAUGUAAAUGGCACGUUCAUCUCAUUUGGAAGACCAUGGUUACUCUAAAUUGGAUAAUUUCAUCAAAUUCAUGUCAGUGUCAUGUCGAAUCUGAGUUUUUAAGGGUGAUAAAAAUGAAGCAUCCCAUCAUUCUAACUAGACUAUUGAAAUUAUGGUCCAUUUCCAACUGUGAGGCCCAAACAACUUGUAUAACUGGACGUAAGGGUAUGUGUUCCACAAAUCGAUCUGAUUAAAACUUACCUUGCAGACCUUCCACUGAUUUUUCUCCUUAAAAUGAAAGAGAUUAAAAUGGACCUCUACAGAUGUAUGUGUGAAGUCCUAAACUGUUUCCCAGAGUGGAGAACUGUAUAUAAUGUGGAUUGCCUUUAGGAUAAAAUACUGGUACAGUAUUUUUUCUGUCUCUGGAUCUUUUCCAUGUAGUUGAACUUGUAUACAAAUGGAAUAUAUAAAUGUAUACAUACUUACACUGUACAAUCUGUAAAGAUUUUUUUAAUAGAUUCAUAAAAUAUAUACAACUGUCAAAAUAAACUUAUUUCACAUA